UUAUCAUCUCUCACCCAGCGAACUUCAGACAGAACAGAGAAGACACGUUCGAAAUUCUGAUGUCACUCUCCACAGUAUCUUCCACCGUCGGCGUUCUCGAACUCCCUCGUUCCCGUCUAUCACCAAUCUCAACCACUCAAAACCACUUCCUCACUCUCUUACCCAAAAGACAACCUCUAAGAAGAAGACACGACCUCUCCUUCACCCCCUUUCCUACACUUAUCCACUCAAAUCACGUUUUCUCCAACCCCAAAUCGAUUUUCCAUCGUCCCCACUGUGUUGGAGAAGGUACACACUCCGACACAACAGAACAAACCUCUGUAACUUCUGUUGAUGAUAAUCAAGAAGAAGCGAAGAGAAGCGAAAGCUAUGUAGCUUUGUUUGUGCGGAUGCUUGGUUUAGACAACGACCCUCUUGACAGAGAACAAGCCGUAGAAGCGCUUUGGAAGUACUCUCUAGGUGGGAAGAAAUGCGUUGACGCUAUAAUGCAGUUUCACGGUUGUUUGAAUCUCGUUGUUAGUCUUUUAAAGUCCGAGUCUAGCUCCACUUGUGAAGCUGCAGCAGGGCUGCUAAGGUCUAUAGCUUCAGUGAAUCUGUAUAGAGAGUUUGUUGCUGAGAGUGGUGCGUUGGAGGAGAUUACAGCUUUGUUGAGCAGACCUUCUUUAGCUACAGUGGUGAAAGAACAAAGCAUAUGUGCUUUGUGGAAUCUGACUGUAGAUGAAGGGAUUAGAGAGAAAGUUGCAGAUUUUGAUAUCCUUAAGCUGCUCAUUAGUUUCCUUGAAGAUGAUGAUGUUAAUGUAAAGGAAGCAGCUGGUGGAGUCUUGGCUAAUUUAGCUCUUAGUAGCUCCAACCAUAAGAUUAUGGUGGAAGUAGGAGUCAUACCUAAACUGGCAAAGCUGUUGAAAGGGGAUAACAAAGGGUCUAAAGUGAUUAGAAAAGAAGCAAGGAAUGUGCUUUUGGAGCUUGCUAAAGAUGAGUACUACAGGAUUCUUGUUAUUGAGGAAGGUGUUGUACCGAUUCCUAUAAUUGGUGCAGAUGCUUACAAGUCGUUUAGACCGGAUCUGUAUUCAUGGCCUAGUUUACCGGACGGUAUCAAGGUCGAGCAGACAGCAAAAGCUCCUUCUAGAUUUGGUGCCUCUGAGCUGCUUCUUGGUUUAAAUGUUGACGAGAAUGUUGAUGAAGUAGAUGAAGCUAAAAUGAAAGCUAUAGUUGGGAGGAAUAACCAGCAGUUCCUUGCUCGUAUUGGAGCUAUUGAGUUCGAGAAGGAGAUAAAAUCUGAAGGUCCAGAGAAAUCAUCACAGCAGCAGCAGCAGCAGCUUACUCUUCUUCCUUGUGUAGAUGGUGUGGCUCGUUUGGUGUUGAUUCUUGGAUUGGCAGAUGAAGUGGCUGUGUCAAGAGCUGCAGAGUCAGUUGCUGAUGCGUGUAUUAAUGAGGAGAUGAGGGUUUCGUUCAUGGAAGCUGGAGCUGUAAAGCCUUUGAUUCAGUUAUUAGCUAACAACAACAAAGAGGCUGUUAAGAUACCUGUCAUCCGUGCUUUGAAAAACUUAUCUCUUAGCCGCACUGUUUGCAAGAGGAUUGAAGCUGAAGGUGCUGUGCCGUUUUUUAUUAAUCUUCUGAAGCAGCCAGAGAUCUCACCAAGCAUUACAGAACAGAUUCUGGAUGUACUUGCUCAUAUGUUAGAUCCUAGCAAGGAAAUGGAAUCCAAGUUCUAUGAAGGACCUGUGAACGGAUCUAAAGCAGACUCCAGAAAGGAAGCUCUGGACGCUACUGUUAUCUCUCGUCUCGUCCAAAUUGCUAAAACAGCCUCACCUAACCUGCUGAGAAAAGCAAUCUCUGUCAUCGAGUUUGGUACGGUCAUUGAUCCAACCAUGGACACAAUCAUCUCCGAGGAUAUUACAACUGUUCUGGAUGUUGCUCUCCGUCAGAAUGUCCUUGAUGAACCUGAGAAUGAAGAUGAGGAGUUAGAGAAACACUUGCUUGAGCUAGAAGAAGCUGGUUUGACGAUCUCAGCUGCUUCGAGACUACUAACAAAACUUCUCGACUCUGACUCUUUUCGCCAAACUGUGGAUUUAACACUCUUCACUGAACUACUUAGGAAGAUCCUACGAUCAAACCUCCCUCUACACUACAAAGACUGGGUCGCUUCUUGUCUUGUCAAACUCACCUCUCUCUCAUCUCCCUCUCCAUCUCUCAACAACCCAAUCAACGUUGAGGUAACUCUCUACAAGACGAUCCCAAGCCUGGUGGAGCAGAUGAGCUUCGCCUCAAGUCCAGAAGCGAAAGAAGCAGCGGUUUUGGAACUGAACAAGAUAGUCUCAGAGGGAGUUCCAGAGUCGACACAAGCUCUUGCUUCACAUGGAGGGAUAGAGCCGCUGGUGAAGCUUCUAGAAGAAAGGAACGAGCGGUGUGUGGAGGCGAGUUUGUCAGUUUUGUAUAACUUGAGCAUGGACAGUGAGAACCAUACAGCUAUUAUAAGAGCAGGAGCUGUGCCAGUGUUGAGACGGAUUGUUAUGUCUCAAAGACCACAGUGGAAGAAAGCUUUAAGGUUACUCAGAGAUUUGCCUGUUUGAGAGAAGUUGGUGUUCUUGAAUCAGAGUGUGAUCUCUUGUUCUUGUUACUUAAAAUCUCUUCGAGAUGUUCGAAUAAUAUCCUCAGAAUAUCAUGUACUAUAUAUAGUAUGAUUGUCAUGGGGGUAUAAUACAAGUCAUGUGCUUAUUAUGUUCGUAAGCAUGCGUAUUUGUACCUAAAUCUGAUCCCAGACUUUUUUUUUGAACAAAUAAAGUUGAAUCCAUAUUUGAUUUGAC
Messenger RNA from Eruca vesicaria subsp. sativa (arugula), 2804 nucleotides. The record is from the annotation of a GenBank genome assembly. NCBI's taxonomy places the organism in Eukaryota, Viridiplantae, Streptophyta, Magnoliopsida, Brassicales, Brassicaceae.